Molecule: messenger RNA, 1665 nt
Organism: Gordionus sp. m RMFG-2023
Lineage: Eukaryota; Metazoa; Nematomorpha; Gordioida; Chordodea; Parachordodidae
Product: protein MAK16 homolog
Exons: 8
Coding region: 71-1003 (310 amino acids)
Biological process (GO): maturation of 5.8S rRNA; maturation of LSU-rRNA
Cellular component (GO): nucleolus; preribosome, large subunit precursor
Source: RefSeq, a predicted model, not a curated record
GGAAAAACACAUAUUAAUCAACAACGUUGAACGCUAUACAUCGUUACCUCUUCCUUUUAAAUCCCAUUAAAUGCAGGAGGACAGAAUAACAUGGAAUUCAUUAAACUUUGGAUUUUGUGGAUACAAAUUUCAGUCAAAAACUCAAGUGUUUUGUCGAAAUGAAUUUAAUGUUACUGGACUAUGCUCGGAAAAGUCAUGUCCUUUAGCAAAUAGUAGAUAUUCUACUGUCAAAGAAGAUAACGGUAUAUGCUACCUAUAUGUCAAAACCAUAGAACGAUCCCAUUUCCCUAACAAAUUAUGGGAAAAGAUAAAAUUGUCUAGAAACAUGGAAAAAGCCCAUGAACAAAUAAAGAGCGAAUUAAUUUACUGGCCCAAAUUCAAUGUAAUAAAAUGUCAGAAGAGGUUAUUAAAAAUCAAUGAAUACCUGAAUCGUACAAGAAAGCUCAGAUUAACUUCAAACAAAGAAUUGAUUCCUAUCCGAAGAAAGAUAGAUAGACGCGAAAAACGAAAAGAAUUCAAGGCUUUAAAGGCAGCCAAUAUCGAAACUAACAUAGAGAAAGAACUGAUACAAAGGCUCAAAAAUGGAACAUACAACGAUCUUUACUCCUUCCCUCUUUCCGCUUACGAUAAAGCACUUUCUGACCCCAAAAGGGAACUUAUGGUCGUGGAAUCAGAUGACGAGCCUAUAAGAGAAUAUGUAGCCGAUAGUGAAGUUGACAGUGAUUUCGAGUUAUCGGAUAUUGAAGAUUUAGAACAAUUGAACGACAUAGGUGAUUGGAGAACUGACGUAAUCAAACAAAAACAGUUACAUACUGAUCCACCUCAAAAAAAAAUGCACAUGAAUGAUCCUUUAGGUAGUUCUGAUGAAAAUAGUGAAAAUGCUUAUGGUAACGAUAAAAAUAGUGAAAGAAGGAAAAAGAAAAUUAUAAAAAUUCACAUCGAAAAAGAAGCCACAACUAUUAAUUCGAAAUCAAGAAGUAGAAUGAUAUCACGAAAUAUAUAAUUGUCAUUUUACGAUAAAAACCUGUAAAUGUAUUUAUAAAAUAUUUAUGCAUGUUUUUGUGAAUUAUAUUAUCGAAUCGAAAAAAAUAUAAUACUAUAUAAGAUUUCAAAAUUUUUAUCCAACCGUUUUCAGAGGGCCAGGUUUUUAUUUCAAAACUUUUUAUGAUCGAUAUAUUAGAAAACGAUAUAGGGGAGCUGACUAGUGUGGUUAAAUAGUUGGUAUUACUAGACCACGAUCCUGGUUUUUGGUCUAAAAAAUGAACCAUAAUCGACCCAAACAAAGGAUCGAUCUGGUCGACCAAAUCCCUAGAUCCGAGCACCAACCCAAAACCAAAUUAUUAUAUUUUAUUCUGAAUAUCUCAAUCUAAUUUUUUUUAUGCAUGGAGGACGAUUAUUUCAAUUUUCUUAUAAUCUGAAAAUAUUGUAUAAUUUUUACUUUAUACUAGCGUAUGUAUGUGUAGUCGGGAACCCAAAUUAAAAACGAGAGAGUACAUUAUUUAAAUAGAAACAAUUAUCGCCUUUAAAAAAUGUCAUUUUCACUUUUUACUGAGGUAUAAAUGGAGCCUAUUAUAAUGAUUAAUAGAGGGAAUACUGUUUUACCUUUACAUUUAAUAAUGCCUGCCCUUGCAAUGAUUGUAAGCAACCUAUUCACUGUCUUUAUUG